GGUCGCUUGAAACACAGAGCCUCUCAUAGCCGCAGGCUCGUCCCCCCUCCGUCUGGCCAUUGCUGUAGAGCUAAAGAAGGCGCACACACCGUACAGGAAUCCUUAGACGAUGCUGAGCCGAACGAUCCGUCAGGUGGCCUCGCAGGCCAAGCGUCAGGGCGCCCGCAUGGCGUCCACCAAGCGCUCGUCCGUGAACGGCAAGGGCGCGUUCGACGGCGCGUACAACAUCUUCAUGAAGAGCUCGCCCGUGUACGUGACCACGGUGCUGAUCGCCACGCUGGUGGUGGAGGGUGUCUACGGCUCGGCCACUAACUACAUUUGGGAGGCCAACAACCGCGGUCGCCUGUACCACCACAUUGACUGGUCCAAGUUUGCUGAGGAGGAGGAAGAAGAAGAAGAGGAAGAAGAGGAGGAAGAAGAGGAGGAGGACGCUCACGAGGACGACGAGGAUGACGAGUAAACUGGUUGAUUCUGUCAAUGCUACGCAAUCCACAGCACCCUGAACUUCUAUAUGGAACACAUGAGUGAGUGUGGGGGAAUACAGGGCGUUGUGCAACGAGGCUGCAAUAGCCGCCUCAUACGUUAACUGCCAGAAACACGAAGAAAAAUACUAGGAUGAAUAUUCAGCCUGUGUAUUUGGCGCAAGAAGCUCCUGACUC
Phytophthora nicotianae INRA-310 is the source of this 659-nucleotide messenger RNA. RefSeq lists its product as hypothetical. The coding region runs from base 110 to 460 and encodes 116 amino acids. The transcript is spliced from 2 exons. Gene Ontology annotation, biological process: mitochondrial electron transport, ubiquinol to cytochrome c. The record is from RefSeq and is a predicted model, not a curated record. NCBI's taxonomy places the organism in Eukaryota, Oomycota, Peronosporomycetes, Peronosporales, Peronosporaceae.